Molecule: messenger RNA, 1749 nt
Organism: Notolabrus celidotus (New Zealand spotty)
Lineage: Eukaryota; Metazoa; Chordata; Actinopteri; Labriformes; Labridae
Product: prostaglandin E synthase 3-like
Exons: 8
Coding region: 16-717 (233 amino acids)
Biological process (GO): chaperone-mediated protein complex assembly; telomere maintenance via telomerase; prostaglandin biosynthetic process
Cellular component (GO): cytosol; nucleus
Molecular function (GO): prostaglandin-E synthase activity; Hsp90 protein binding; protein-folding chaperone binding
Source: RefSeq, a predicted model, not a curated record
CCGCAGCUGUGGAUCAUGAAAGCUCUAGAAACGUCCACUACGCUCCUCCUACGUCAGCGCGGACAUUCUCAUCCGCAGAUACGCAAGAAGAUCCGAAGUCAAUCCAGGGUCCACGGGCUACAGGCGUUUGUAUUGCAUUGCUUGUUUGUGGGCUGUACUUUCCUGUUUUUGCGACCAUUAUCAUUCUUUUCUCAAGACUUCUUUUACUGCGAAAACAAGCUCCCAUUACGCAGAGACAUGCAUCCGGCAACUGCCAAGUGGUACGACAGGAGGGACUCUGUUUUUAUCGAGUUCUGUGUAGCAGACAGCAAAGACGUUAAGAUCAAUUUUGAUAAAGCAAAGUGUGGUUUCAGCUGUCUUGGGGGAACUGACAACGUCAAACAUGAGAAUGAAAUAGACCUUUUUGAAGCCAUUGAUGAAAAUGAAUCCAAACAUAAACGCACAGAUCGCUCAGUGUUGCUCUAUUUACGAAAAGCCCAGCCAGGGAAGGCAUGGCCGAGACUAACCAAAGAGAAGGCUAAGAUGAGUUGGCUCAGCGUUGACUUCAACAACUGGAAAGACUGGGAGGACGACUCAGAUGAGGAGAUGGGCAACUUUGAUCAAUUCUCAGAUAUGAUGAACAACAUGGGAGGUGAAGAAGACCUGCCUGGACUAGAUGGUGCAGAUGAUGAGGAUUCUGCAGAUAGCGAUGAUGAGAAAAUGCCAGAUUUGGAAUAGAAGACUUUAGACUCUGGGGAGAAAAUGGAGGAACGAAGGGCAAGGAGAAUCAUAACAAAUGUAUAUCUUGAAAAAUCAAAGGCAGUGACAAAGUGUACAUAUGAGUCAGUAGCCAUAUUUAAAUCCAUAGCCUCAGCUCCAAACUCUUGACCGAUCAGUCCACUGAAGGUUGAUAUGCAUGGUAUUGUACAGAGCAGCUAUCUCCACUUCCAUUUGCUGUACUGCACCUUUUUGGGUAUCUUGUUUAACUGUUAAAUAUUCAAGUAAGCACACAUUAUUUGUUGGAAAAGCUGUAUAGUAGUCCUCAAAUGAGCAAUACGUGUUAAGAGAAAUUGUUUUCUAAUGGAUUGUGGUACAAUAUGAUUAGGUCCACUUCAUUCCCAAUGUUGUAUUAAGUUAGACGAUGGGUGUAGAUUUAUUCCAUGAUUGAUAACGACACUCUACAUGUACUUCAGGAGAUUUAGAUGCAUUUAAUGAUUGGGUUCCUCUAAAGCCUUCCAUGUGUCGUGAAUUAGAUAUCCAGGAAGCCGGUUAAUGUUUCUCGUGGCUAAGCCUUCCAGCUUACAUGUUUCCCUCCACUUCUCGUUAAAUAUUUGUUCAAUUGGAUCACUCUGAAAUUGUUGCUGAGUUAUUUGCAUUUUCUGGGUUAUCUGCCUAUUUUGUAAUCGCAGUUAAUUCUGCUCAUUUCAAAUUUUUAAAGUUCUUCUCUCCGUACCCUCCUAACAUGCACACUCAUGUUAGGCUGCAGAAACAAGGUGAAAUGUCUCGCGUCACUUAAUGAGGUUUGAAGCUUGGUUGGACCUCAGCAUCAUGUGGUUUGUUGCUAUUCUCCAGGUUCUUUCCUUUUCAUUUAUUCAUCCAGAAUUAUUCUCCCUUCUAUGACGAGGGAGUGUCAGGACGUAAGGCGACGUGUAAUGACCAAAUUCUAUUUGCACUGUCAAUAAAAUGUAAGGGGAGACAAAUGGUGUUGAAUUACAGUGAAAAUUCUUUUUUUUAUUGUCUACAUCUUUCUAAUAAACUGUUCAAGAAUCA